Lepus europaeus (European hare) is the source of this 3452-nucleotide messenger RNA. RefSeq names its product MAX dimerization protein 4 (gene MXD4). NCBI's taxonomy places the organism in Eukaryota, Metazoa, Chordata, Mammalia, Lagomorpha, Leporidae. The record is from RefSeq and is a predicted model, not a curated record. Bases 70 to 696 code for a protein of 208 amino acids. Gene Ontology annotation, molecular function: DNA-binding transcription factor activity, RNA polymerase II-specific; RNA polymerase II cis-regulatory region sequence-specific DNA binding; protein dimerization activity. The transcript has 6 exons. Gene Ontology annotation, biological process: regulation of transcription by RNA polymerase II.
AGCCGGCCGGAGCGGGCCGGGCAGCGGCCGCCGCCGUCCCGAGUCGCGCGGGCAGGCCCGGGCGGGAGGAUGGAGCUGAAUUCCCUGCUGAUCCUGCUGGAGGCGGCCGAGUACCUGGAGCGCAGGGACCGAGAGGCCGAGCACGGCUACGCCUCGGUGCUGCCCUUCGACGGCGACUUCGCCAGGAAGAAAACAAAGGCGGCGGGCCUGGUGCGCAAGGCCCCGAACAACAGGUCUUCACAUAACGAGCUAGAAAAGCACAGACGAGCCAAGCUCAGACUGUACCUGGAGCAGCUGAAGCAGCUGGUGCCCUUGGGCCCCGACAGCACCCGCCACACCACGCUGAGCCUCCUGAAGAGGGCCAGGAUGCACAUCAAGAAACUGGAGGAGCAGGACCGCCGCGCCCUGAGCGUCAAGGAGCAGCUGCAGCGGGAGCACCGCUUCCUGAAGCGGCGCCUGGAGCAGCUGUCCCUGCAGAGCGUGGAGCGCGUGCGCACCGACAGCACCGGCUCUGCUGUCUCCACCGACGACUCGGAGCAAGAAGUGGACAUAGAGGGCACGGAGUUUGGGUCCGGCGAGCUGGACAGUGCAGGCAGCAGCAGCGACGUGGACGACCACUACAGCCUGCGGAGCGGCGGCUGUGGCGCCGGCUACGGGCCUCCCUGCCGGCGGCCUGGCCGCCCCGGCCUCUCUUAGGCCCACGCCCCCUGCUCCUUGGCCUGCCUGCCCGCCUCUGGCUGAGCGUGUCAGCCCUCCUGCGCUCCCUCGACCGACAUCAGCCUCUCCACGGGCCACUGCUGUGCCGUUCUGGAAGCCCCAGCUGUCGCCUGGGCUGCCUGCCUCUGCCUGCCUGCCGGUCAGGGCCCGCCGAGCCGCCCGCCCCUCCUGGCUGUGCGGGGCCCACCGCGGGAGGGCAGGGCCAAGCUCCGCGUAGUCGCCCACGGUCUGUCCUCAGAUUCCUAAUCAUUCCAGAAGUAUUAAAUGUCAUUGCUGCAAACCUCGGCGGGCGCCGUGUGAGGGGCUUAAUGACCACCUCGGGGAGCGCAGACCCCAGCUCGGAUGCCGGGAGAAAGGAGUGGACCGAGGAAGGAAGGAAGGAAGGUGCAGCUGUCCGUCCGUCCAUCUGUCGGUCCACGCAGGCUCCUGAGGCAUGGACAGAGGGAUCUGUGAAGGGCGGGACUUGGGUGAGCACCCCGGGGUCGGGAGGGUGGAGGGGGCCCUUCCCACCCUGCAGGUUCAGGAGCCAGGCCAGGCCUCCCCACAGCAGGCGGGGGGGGGGGGGCUCCUGCCCUGGUAGGACCGCGGGUCGCACACACAGGCACCUAGGUUCACGCCUGCUCGUGUGCCCGAGGAGCACGUGGGCACCCCUGGAGGGCAGGCUGGCCUUCAGGGUCACCUGCUGGCCCUCGCCCUGUGCCUGGCUCCCCCUCUGGUCCCUGGCCCGCCUGCCCCUGCCCACGUGACCCUGGGGUCUGCACAGAGGGAGCUUCUCUGCCAGCAGAGGCUGGAGCCUCCGGGCUUUCUCACCUCUCUUUGAACAGACAAAAAUGCAAAAUCCGACGUGAGAAGCUGCAGGCCAGCGCCCCCGCAGGGCUCCAGCGCCCUCCCCGGGGAGUGCCCACGGCUGCCUGUGGCAGCCUCAGCUGGCAAAGAGGCUUUUCCCAAAACACAAAACAGAGAGACAGCUCUGAAGCCGGGGCCAAGGGCCGGGAGCGUGUGCCGCCUUGAUUUCCUGUACCAGAUUUUGUACUCUAUUUUCCUAGCCGCUGUUACGUCCUUGAUUGCUGAGGGGUGGGAGCCACCCGGUGUCUCAGGGACCCGUCCCUCCGUCAUGCUGUCACAGUGUGCCUUGCGUCCCGAGUCCCGCCCCGUCCUGCUCGCCACCAGCAGCCUGUCUCGGGGCCCUCCUCCCUGCCGCACCGGCAGCCCCCCCAGCCACGGCUGUCUGGGAGUGGUGCCUGCGUGCACAGCAUGGCGGCUGCUGUCUGCAGCAGGAGGGGCUCUGAUCCUGCCCCGCCGCCUGGCAGCUGGCAGGGACUGGCUGUGCAGCCUGGGGGAGAGCAGGCCUCCUGGGUGGGGGCUGGCUUGUGAACCAGAGGGAGACUCUCACCUUAACCCCCUGCACUCCCUUGAACCCUGGCCCAGGGCAAGGUCUCUGGGUUUCAGACGUUGGCAGCUCCUGAAGACAGCGCUGGCCCCUGGUGCUGCAGGCCCGUCCCUGGGGACAUGCAGCAAUACUUGGGUGGGCCCGCGCACACACCCCCACUUCCUCCUCCUCCAGUGCAUUUGUAACCAAUUUCCAAACUGUCGGGGAAAUCUGUGUUUUUAUCUUCAGUCGUGCCAAUGGACGCCCCAGAGUGUGGCAGGGGGCUCUUGAGGCAUGCGGGUCCCUAGAAACAGCUCUGGCGCAGAGCCUGCCCUGUGAGGGCGCGGGGUGGUGGGCAGAGAGCAGGCCUGGGGCGCAGGUGGAGUCUGUGCGACAGCCCAGUGGUCCCCGUGGGUGUGAGGAAGCUGGGGGCGGGGUCAGCAGUGCCCCGAAAAGGCAGGUGUCUCCUGUCUGCCUAUGCGUGUCCACUGAGUGGUCACUCAUGCCCUCCACCCUCAGAGUGUGCUUAGGAACCUGCUUCGAGGGCCAGAGCCCAGGAACCCUGCCCAGUGCAGCCCCGGCCCUGGGGCAGGCACAGCCCAACCCAGGGCUGACCUGCACCUCAGCCCGGGGCUUUUCAGGCUGUGGUUCCCACAUGGGCUGGGGCCUCGGCCUCCUAGCUGUGCUGCAGCCGCCCCCACCUGCUACCAGCAGGUGAGGGGGGUGGUCCUUGAUGGGGGUGCAGCUGUGCCAAGAGCUACUUGACGCACUCCUCUCAGCCCUGUCUUUGGCACAGGCUGGCUGAUGCUGGGGCCACAGGUCCAAUGCGGCUGUGGUGUCAGAAAGCAGGGCUGCUGAGGGCGCUCCGUGUCCUGCGUGUGUCUGUCCACGUAGGCCGGCGUGGUGCUCAGAGGCCAAGGGUCCGGAACCCCGGGCACAAGCACAGGGCCGCCACGUUAUUAGGAGGUAGCCCCACGUCAGACGCCAUGGUCUGGUGCAGGCCCAGCUGCGAACGAAAGGCCGCAGGAAGUGGCCCUGGGCCAGCCCUCCCCAGCCCCAGCUCGGUGGCCUGUGGGCCCCCACCUUCCCGCCGGCCAGGACCACCCCCUGCCCCCCUCAGGGUUAGCUAACCCAGAGUCCCUCCCCAGGCCAGCAGGCUGCCCUGGGCCUACAUCUAGGGCAGUAGUGCAGGGCCGUGCCAGGGUCUGGGGCGACACAGAAGGGGGCCUGGUGCUGGCCCAGUGUGUGUGGGUAUGCUGCGAGGUCCGUACUGGAGAGAGAAGCGGGGCCUCCACCGCCUGUCCGCCAGGUGGGCUGUGCUGUGUCAUUGUGUCAUUGUAAUAUAAAUACAGAUUUUUAUACCUCA